Messenger RNA from Mycosarcoma maydis (corn smut), 636 nucleotides. RefSeq lists its product as uncharacterized. Lineage: Eukaryota; Fungi; Basidiomycota; Ustilaginomycetes; Ustilaginales. Bases 1 to 636 code for a protein of 211 amino acids. The record is from RefSeq and is a predicted model, not a curated record. The transcript is spliced from 2 exons.
AUGUUCAAAUUCACCGUCCUUGUUGCCGCCGUCCUUGCGACCACUUCGGCUGUGUCCGCCGCCACGGUCAGCACCCCCACCGCUCUCACCCAGUGCCAGCCCGUCCUCAUCACCUGGUCCGACGCUCAGGGCAAGGUCUACGUAAGCGUCUUGCCCGGCAAAGAGACCUCGGCAGCUCCCCUUGUCAGGUUUGCGCCUCAGGAUGCCGGCACCACCAGCAUCAAGUGGGUGCCCAACCUCCCCGCUGGCCAGGACAUUACCCUCUCCAUCUCGGAUGAUUCGGGUGUCACCAACUACUCGGGCACCGUCACCGUCCGUGCCGGCACCGACACCUCGUGCCUCAACACUUCUGGCUCGGCCGCCGCUGACGGUUCGGCUGCGACCACUGGCUCAUCCUCUUCCUCGGGCUCCGGCUCUAGCUCCAAUUCUUCGGGCUCCUCUGGCUCCUCUGGCUCCGCCUCAUCUCCUUCCAGCUCGGGCAAGUCCAGCACUUCCAACACUUCCUCGGCCAACUCUGCUAACCAGACCUCCUCUGGCAACAGCUCUAGCGGCGCUACCAGCUUCCGUGCUGACACCACCGCCAUGGUAAGCUCGGCACUUGCCGUUGCGGCCGUCGCUGUUGCCGUCUUCGCAUAA